This is a messenger RNA of Pangasianodon hypophthalmus (striped catfish), 784 nucleotides long. RefSeq lists its product as uncharacterized. The record is from RefSeq and is a predicted model, not a curated record. Gene Ontology annotation, biological process: response to bacterium. NCBI's taxonomy places the organism in Eukaryota, Metazoa, Chordata, Actinopteri, Siluriformes, Pangasiidae. The transcript has 5 exons. The coding region runs from base 1 to 648 and encodes 215 amino acids.
AUGAUCACACUCUUUGUCGCUCUUUACUCUCUGCUUUGUCUCUGCACAGCUGUAAAAACUUCUGACAUCAGGGAGCUUCACGUGAAAAGAGUAAAGCGUGGAGAAAAUGUAACUAUGGAGUGUAACAUUAGCAGCGUCAAAAACAAAAAUAAUUUAUUUUGGUACAGACAGAGUUUUGGAAAAUUGCCUCAGUUUUUUGCAAAACCAUACAGUAACGCUUUGGGCUACAUAUUUGCUGAGGGAUUUAAAGAUAGCCGCUUCAGUAUUACUGUAAAUGACCAUAAGUUUGAUCUCUACAUUAAUGGAGCAAGAGAAGAUGAUGGAGGAGAAUAUUUUUGUGGAGAACUGGAUGGAAGUUUACUAAAGUUCACAUCUGGAACAUGUCUGCAAUUUGAAGGUGAAGAGAUGAAACCCAGUCGUAGACCUGGAACAGUUAACAAGAACACAGAUUCUGUUACACUCCAGGGUUCAGACAGCAGCGAUGGAAAAGGUGUUUCAUCAAGAAACCAUCAAAUUCCCACCAAUCAGGCUGAUGAUGAAGAUGCCUUGAACUAUGCAGCUGUGAGUUUUGCUAAGAAACCUUCAUCCUCCAGAACAUCCAGAGACAAGAGCCAUGAAGACGUUUAUGCACAAGUUAAAAUAAAAUAAAGAGAAAUUAAUUCAGACUUGAAAUACAAUAUAAAUGCAAUUAUUCACCCAGUUUGUAGACAGAUGUGUCAUAUUUUAAUCGGACAAAAACAUUUUUAUUGCUGUAAGUUUUAUCACCAUUUCCAAACCUUUGUAA